CAUCUGGAACUCUGUCUCCCAAGCCUUAUUAAUCUGACUGAAGAAAUUCAUCAUCAGCCCCGAGACACGACAAACUGUGGAGGGGAAGAUUGGUUUAAAAAGCUCAGAUCAAGAAGCAGCUUUCAUUACAAGAAGCCUGUAACAGUCCAACCUACACCAAGAAGUAAAUCAAAACGCCCACACAGAAAAGAGCUGGUGUCAGAAAGAGAAACUGAUGAUUUAAAUGCCCCUACAGGGAAGGAGAACGAGGCAUUAAUUGCUAAGGACAGCACUGCUGAAUUUGAAAAUUUUGAGACAAAAGAGGGAGAGGGCAUAAUUCAGACAAAUACAGAUGGAAAGUCAGAAAAAUGUGGGACAAAAGAUUAUACUAAUGAAGAAGGAAAUGAAAUGCUGUUUGAAAUCAUGAAAAGUAACAGUGGCAGCCAAGUAAACACUGAGCAGAACAAAUCUCAAGAAGAAAAUCUUGAGAGAGAAGAUGUGCCGGUGCCUAAUGAACAGGAGGAGGAAGAUGUUUCCAAUGUACAUGAGGAAGCAAACCCACUCCAAAAAAGAAAAAAUGAGGGAGCCACAGAAGGUGUGCAAGGAAGUUCUGCUGAUGUGGAGGAAACGGCAGUGGAAAGGAGAACCCUGAGAAAAAGCGAGCAAGUCAAGGAGGCAGUUAUGUGACAAACUGAAGUGACAUUUACAGCAGAUGAUGUAGAGUUGAGAUCAGAUGUAACUGUAGCAGUUUUUGGGGGUAGUAAUUUGGGUGAAAAAUACUACAAAAAAUCCAGAAAAAUGCUGAAAGGACUAAAUCAGCUGGAGAUUGUAAUGCACAUGAAGCCUUAGAGCCAGAUGCAGAUGAGGAGGAAAAACAGAUCAGAUUAUAUAAAACCCAGACAGAUGAGGAUAAUGAAGAGGUUGUGACAGAAGAAACAGGUGAGGAAGCAACAGAGCAACAUGUAGAUCUUGAGUCCAGUACAAAUGAGAGUCCAAAAGAGAUAUUCACAUCUGCAGAAAAAGGUGAAGAAAAUAUCUCUGAUGAUGAGAAAAGGUCUUGUCAUUGAAAAGCAUGUUCUUCAGAGUAGCUCAACUACCAGACGAAAAUCAUUGAGGCUACAAAUGCAUGAACCCAAAAAGCAAACUAAGGAAGAUGAAUCAGAUUCUGAAUCAGAAGUACAACAAAAAACACCAAAACAGAUACAUCAGAGAAAAAGAAAAACCAUAAGUGACUCAAC
Molecule: messenger RNA, 1217 nt
Organism: Cyprinus carpio (common carp)
Lineage: Eukaryota; Metazoa; Chordata; Actinopteri; Cypriniformes; Cyprinidae
Exons: 1
Source: RefSeq, a predicted model, not a curated record